Messenger RNA from Ostrea edulis (European flat oyster), 1137 nucleotides. RefSeq lists its product as uncharacterized. The transcript has 10 exons. Lineage: Eukaryota; Metazoa; Mollusca; Bivalvia; Ostreida; Ostreidae. Gene Ontology annotation, molecular function: protein binding. The coding region runs from base 91 to 720 and encodes 209 amino acids. The record is from RefSeq and is a predicted model, not a curated record.
UUGUUCGAUGAGAUUUUCAUUUUCACGAUUCCGAAAUUAACGCUCGGGCUCGGAGUUUUGUGUUCCGUAUCCAGUCACAUUGAGCGGAAAAUGGCGAAUUUAUCUUACGGGAAGCGCAUGUUAAAAGCUGGACUUGAAAGUCAAGGCAUUUUGCAAAAGAAAGUAAAACGCCUGAAGCCUGAGGAAGAUGCCAAAUGGUGGUGUCAGGCUGGUCUUGACAAAGAUGGGUUCAAAGUAAAAUAUAUAUCUGACUAUAAAGGAUUUGGUGUAUUUGCCGAAAAAGACUUCAGAGCAGGGGAUUUUCUUCUAGAAUAUGUUGGAGAAAUAAUUACUGAAGAAGAGGCAUUUGAAAGGCAGAGAAAAUGUGAUGAAAAUAAAAAUUUUUUUUACAAGAACAAAGGAAAAAGUAUGUGUAUUGAUGCUUCAACUCAAGAUCAUAUAUGCCAGUAUGUCAAUGAUGGGAACAAGAUGGCUAAUGCUGUCAUGAAACUUUUGACUUUUGAGAGGCCUUGUCUAUGCUUGUUUGCUGUCAGAGAUAUUCAAGAGAAAGAAGAAAUACUGUAUAACUAUGGAGAUACUCAGAAUCUCUGGUGGAGAAAUAAGUGGAACAUACAUGUAAUGGAAACACAGAAAAUGAUGAAAAUGGACAGGGUGACUAUGAGGGAAGCAGUAGCUGCAGCAACCAAAGGAACAAGUCAGGUUCUGUUCAGGAGUCCCUAAAUGGUAUUCAAUGUUCUGCAAUGCUUCCAGAGGAAACUUGUUAUGUUAAUGAAGAAGAUACUAACGGUGAUGAUGAACAGGUGGAAUCAGUUCAAAAGAAUGUUCCUAGGACAUCUAGAAAAUGCUCAGUGAAAUGGUCAAGAGAAGAUAGCAUUAUUGUAAGAAAUCAUUUUAGGGACUUUGUAUAUCAGACUGCCAUCUGCUCCACAAAUGAGAAACCACUGCAAAGCAAAGAGGCCAUUCUUCAAUUUCUCGCAACAACUAACUUACAGAGCAUCAGAGGUUUAACUGCACAUGAACAAUACACCAAAGUCAGAACAAAGCUAUUUAAUGACAGACUGUGAGAACAAAAACAGCAACAUCCAUGACAAAAAUGUCAGGAACAAAGUAAAAGCAAUAAACAGAUUUUAGAUCUAC